UCCCAGAGUUUUAUGAGAAAGUGUGGAGGCAACACGUGAGAAGGGCACACGCUCCACACACCCUGCCGGCAUGGACCGAGACAGCCACAGCGAGGACACUUUGUCCACCAUGGUUCUGGAGAACAUCAAAAACAAACUGAUCCACGCCUUCAGGGCGACCGGGGAGUCCAGAGGGAACGCUCAGGACUCCGGCUCCACCGUCGGCCCGGUCAGCAUCGGCAGGAGCCACCAGGCCAACGAAGAGCUGCGGAGGGCUCAGAUAGACGGGGCGAUAACCUGGCUGAGGGCGGAGCUGCUGGAGAUGCGCACACAGGACCUGCAGCUGGCUCAGACGCUGCUGGGGCUCAACACGGAGAUCCAAAGACUGAGGAGGGAGAGCUUCGGCGGCGUGGACGUAGAAGGGGACGAUCAGCAGUGACUGGGCCCCAGCAGAGAGACCCUUCUUUGGGUGGAGAAGACUUCAGAGAGACUGGAGGUGGAAACAAAUGCCCCGGGAGCCAAUGGCGGGCAAGGAAAGUGCUGCAAUGCAACUGGACCGCGAAGAUCAUAAGAAUCUGCUUGUGAUAGUUGUGAUACAAUGUGGAAAUAGAUGUAAAGUAACCUGUAAUGGGGAAAAAGAAGAACAUGUGAUUUCUGUUCUGGGAUGCCGGCGUUGUUCAUGUUUAGAUUUUUUGCACUUUUGCAAAGUUGUCCUGAAGGAACCUGUUUGUACAUGUUGUGUGACUUUAGGUGGUGAA
Messenger RNA from Pseudoliparis swirei, 737 nucleotides. RefSeq names its product protein FAM167A. The transcript is spliced from 2 exons. The coding region runs from base 71 to 418 and encodes 115 amino acids. The record is from RefSeq and is a predicted model, not a curated record. NCBI's taxonomy places the organism in Eukaryota, Metazoa, Chordata, Actinopteri, Perciformes, Liparidae.